UACAUAUGUUUUUAGGUUAGGUUAUCUUACCGGUUUGAACCACAAGUGGAUUAGAUAAGAAGUUAUUAUAUUAUACCUACACACAUAUGCACGUCAAUGAACAAAUAUACAUACAAAUAAGCCUACAUAAUAAAAACAUGAGCAUAGCAUGUGAAGUUUCAAAUGACCUUCAAGUGUUAUUUAGAAUUUUUGAUUCAUUUUUAAAGAUCAGGCCCGCCUGGUCCAUAUGAUUAAGAAUUUUUUGUGUUUUAUUUGUUUAUUAAAAGUUAUCUAUCGAUAAAAAUGGGUGGAAAAUGGUCUAGUAUGGAUCCAUCGAAAAUCGAAGUACCUGAAAUAAAUAAACUUUUAGAAAGAGAUCCUUAUUUGAAAACUCAUGAGAAUGAUAUUCGUAAAAGAUAUGCUAUUUUCAAAGAUUAUUUGGAAAAAAUUCAAGCCGGAGAUGAAAAUCUAGAAAAAUUUUCACGUGGCUAUGAGCAAUUUGGAAUAAAAAUAGACAAAGACAACAAAGUUUUCGCACGUGAAUGGGCUCCCGGUGCACACAAAUUAUAUCUUACAGGAGAUUUCAAUAAUUGGAAUAAAACUGCGACUCCAUUCACUAAGAAAGAAUAUGGAAAGUGGGAAUUACAUUUGCCUGCAAAUGAUGAUGGUUCAUGUGCUCUGAAACACUUAUCAGAAGUGAAAAUAAUUGUUGAAAAUGAUAAAGGAGAAUUAUUUGAACGUUUAAGUCCGUGGGCAACUUAUGUAACCCAGCCAAAAAAUGCCGCUGAAGGAACGACUUUUAAACAACGUAUAUGGCAUCCUCCUCAGAAUGAAGUAUACAAAUUCCAAUUCGCGAAGCCAAAGAAACCAAAAAGUCUUCGAAUUUAUGAAUGUCAUGUAGGAAUAGCAACUAGUGAGCUUCGUGUUGGAACUUACCUUGAAUUUGCAAAAAAUACAAUUCCACGUAUAGUUCGACAAGGAUACAAUGCUAUUCAACUUAUGGCUGUGAUGGAGCAUGCAUAUUAUGCGAGUUUUGGUUAUCAGGUGACCUCAUUUUAUGCAGCAUCAUCUCGUUAUGGAACUCCAGAGGAAUUGAAACAGUUAAUUGAUGUCGCACACAACCAUGGAAUUUAUGUAUUAUUAGAUCUUGUUCAUUCUCAUGCUUCAAAAAAUACUCUUGAUGGCUUGAAUAUGUUUGAUGGUACAGAUGCUUGCUUUUUUCAUUCUGGUGCUCGUGGAGAACAUCCUCUUUGGGAUAGUCGUCUUUUCAAUUAUGGCAGCUAUGAUGUUUUAAAAUUUUUACUAUCUAAUUUACGAUGGUACAUAGAAGAAUAUCAGUUUGAUGGUUACAGAUUUGAUGGAGUUACAUCAAUGUUGUAUCACUCGAGAGGUCUUGGACAAGGUUUUACGGGAGAUUAUACUGAAUAUUUUAAUUUGAAUGUAGAUGUUGAAGGCAUUGUUUAUUUAAUGCUUGCCAAUCAUAUGCUCCAUGAAUUUUAUCCUGAAAUAACUACAAUCGCUGAGGAUGUAAGUGGGAUGCCAGGAAUGUGUCGGCCUGUAGCAGAGGGUGGUGUAGGCUUUGACUAUCGCUUAGGAAUGGCAAUACCUGAUAAAUGGAUAAAGUUGUUAAAAGAAGUAAAAGAUGAAGAUUGGAAAAUGGGCGAUAUUUGUUGGACACUAAGCAAUCGUCGAUGGAUGGAAAAAACUGUUGCUUAUGCUGAAUCACAUGAUCAAGCUCUUGUUGGAGAUAAAACAAUAGCCUUUUGGCUAAUGGAUAAGAAUAUGUAUUCUCAUAUGAGUACUCUAAGUCCACCUGAUCCUAUUAUUUCACGGGGUAUUGCCCUUCAUAAUAUGAUAAGGUUGAUUACUCACGCACUUGGUGGUGAAGCAUAUCUCAAUUUUAUGGGAAAUGAAUUUGGUCAUCCAGAAUGGUUAGACUUUCCCCGUAUUGGGAAUAAUAGCAGUUAUCACUAUGCUCGACGUCAAUGGAAUUUGGUUGACGAUGAUAUGUUGAAAUAUAAAUUCAUGAACAAUUGGGAUCGUGAAAUGAAUUUGUUAGAAGAAAAAUUUGGCUGGUUACAAUCUAAUCCUGGAUACGUAAGUUGGAAACAUGAAGAUGAUAAGAUUAUAGCAUUUGAUCGAGCAGGUCUCGUGUUUGUUUUCAAUUUUCAUCCAACAAAAUCAUUUGCCAAUUAUGUAGUUGGCGUUCCUGCUCAAGGAGCAUAUAAAAUAGUUCUUAAUAGUGAUGACGAUCAAUUUGGAGGAGAAUCAAGAGUUGACAAUAGUGUCAAACAUUUUACUGAAUCCCAGCCUUACGCUGAUCGACCUUACAGAAUUCUUAUUUAUAUUCCAUGUCGUACUGCUAUUGUUUACGCUCUUGAUUCAUAAAAUGAAAAUCGAGGAGCAGAAAAGCAAUUUGACAAAGUUAAUGAAAAGCAAGAAAAAUAAAUUUAUUUAUUUAAAUUCAUUAUCAUUAACAUCAUAGUCUUUCAUUUUUUCUUCUAAAAUCCACCAUUUACUUAGAAAACCAACGUCAACAAUUCUUUCAUAAAAGUUAAUGUAUUGUGGUUUUAAGUAAGGACAGAGAGAUUUGUACUGACAACAGUGAUUGCUAUAAUUAUCUAACCAAAUAAAUGAUAUUAUUCCUAA
Chelonus insularis is the source of this 2628-nucleotide messenger RNA. RefSeq names its product 1,4-alpha-glucan-branching enzyme (gene AGBE). The record is from RefSeq and is a predicted model, not a curated record. Gene Ontology annotation, cellular component: cytoplasm. Gene Ontology annotation, biological process: glycogen biosynthetic process. Gene Ontology annotation, molecular function: cation binding; hydrolase activity, hydrolyzing O-glycosyl compounds; 1,4-alpha-glucan branching enzyme activity. NCBI's taxonomy places the organism in Eukaryota, Metazoa, Arthropoda, Insecta, Hymenoptera, Braconidae.